Tauraco erythrolophus (red-crested turaco) is the source of this 840-nucleotide messenger RNA. Lineage: Eukaryota; Metazoa; Chordata; Aves; Musophagiformes; Musophagidae. The record is from RefSeq and is a predicted model, not a curated record.
AUGGCUCUGCACAUCGGUACUGGCCCGAGCCCUGACGCGUACGAGCCGGGAUGUCGCCGGAGAGCCGGCUGGGCGCCGGCAACGCCUCCUGCCCGGGCUAUAAAGGGCCCCGAGCGGGGGGAAGCGGCACUCGCUGCCGGGACUGCCGAGCCGGUGCCUCUCUACAGCCCUCCAGCCUCCCGUGUCUGGGCAGGAGGCUACAGGCCCCCCAGCGUCCGCGGCGGCUCUGGCAGCUACUCGGUCUCUUCCCGCGUUGUCUCGGGGCUCGGAAGCGGCUACGGGGGCAGCUACUGCAGCAGCGUAGGAGGGGGCCUGGGCAGCGGCUUUGGGGGCAGCUAUGGGGCUGGCUUUGGGGCUGGCUUCGGAGGUGGCUUCGGAGGUGGCUUUGGAGGUGGCGAUGGCAUCCUCCCGGCUGGCGAAAAGGAGACGAUGCAGAACCUCAACGACCGCCUGGCUGCCUACCUGGACAAAGUGCGUGCCCUGGAGGAGGCCAACACCGACCUGGAGGUCAAGAUCAGGGAAUGGUACAAGAAGCAGGGACCUGGUCCAGACCGCGACUACAGCCCCUACUACAGGACUAUCGAGGAGCUCAGGAACAAGGUCCUGGUGGCCACCGUCGACAAUGCCAACCUCCUUCUGCAGAUUGACAACGCCAGGCUGACAGCUGAUGACUUCAGGACCAAGUUCGAGACGGAGCAGGCUCUGCGCCUGAGCGUGGAGGCCGACAUCAACGGCCUGCGCAGGGUCCUGGACGAGCUGACCCUGGCCAGAGCCGACCUGGAGAUGCAGAUCGAGAGCCUGAAGGAGGAGCUGGCCUACCUCAAGAAGAACCACGAGGAG